Drosophila persimilis is the source of this 1763-nucleotide messenger RNA. RefSeq lists its product as uncharacterized. The transcript is spliced from 5 exons. Bases 156 to 1763 code for a protein of 535 amino acids. NCBI's taxonomy places the organism in Eukaryota, Metazoa, Arthropoda, Insecta, Diptera, Drosophilidae. Gene Ontology annotation, molecular function: DNA binding; protein binding. The record is from RefSeq and is a predicted model, not a curated record.
UGUCUCUCUCCGGUUCCUCGAAUCCACUUUCACGAAAACGCCCAAGGUCGUCAAUCAAAACUAAGGAUCACGACGACCUUUCGAAAAACAAGAAGAAGAAUCGUGGGCCACCACCAAGACUCAUCUGCGCGGAUGACGACGAUCCAGAGGAAGUGAUGGCACCCGCGACGACCGAUCGACGCAAGAGUGUUUACUCGGAGACAGGCAAAAAGCCAAAGGCAAAUAUUUCCGACGAGCUCUAUCGCGUGCCGUUCAAAUAUGGCUGGACGCGGGAGGUGGUAACUCCAAGCCCCUUAACCAACAGCUCGAAUCACAUAUUCUACACAUCGCCCUCCGGCAAGAAGUGCCGAAAAAUUAGUGAAAUUAUACCAAUGCUGCAGGGGGAACUCACCAAAGAACAUUUUAUCUUCGGGACGCAUAUCCUGGGUGCCGAAGCCCAGUACGAGACGGUCCGCCAGGCCUUGAGUCGUGAAGAUCACCUUGCCGCCUUAAAGGAGCGCCGCAAAUCGACGGCGUCCGACAAAACAAAGGCUAAACAGAAACGUCGUCAGACGAUCGGAGCCGAGUCCCAUUCAAAGCCCCAGGCAGAAGCUGGCACAGCGGCGUUUGGCAAACGUCUCAAAUCGAUUGACGAUUUUCUGUCGAUGGCAGACGAAUCUAUGACACUUCUGGCACUCAAGCCUGUGAAACCACUAGCACUCGAAGCUAUAAAACCUCUGGCAGCCAAAGUGGUGGAAGCCCCUGUAAUGGGCAAACGCGUACCUAAGCCGAAGUUGCCGAAGGGCGCCACCUCUGUCCCUGAGGGUUGGACCGCCACCAUGGCCGUCAAGGGUAAUGCGCGCCUCCUUGCCGCCGCCAUAAAUGGGAACGCCAGAGCUGCUGCAUCGUCGACCGUAACCGCCAGUUCAUGCGCCGCCCCAGUGCGCCAGGAAACGCGCGAGACCUGUGGAUUCUGCCUAAAGCUAAUCGAGGGAAGCGUCUGCCAGAGCUGCGUGCAGUCGGCGGAGAGUGUGGAUGCUGUUCCCCUGAUGGCUGCAUAUGGGGAGCUACAGGACGGCGAGGGGGAAAGCGAGAAGAGCUACCAGGCGGGCACUGUUAGCAAUGGGCUGAACGACAUAAAAGUGCUCGAGCCGCCUGGCGAGAUGCCGCCGGCGGAGCUACUCAGCACAGACACAACCCCAGCUUCAACGCCAAUUAAUUUGUACACGCACCAAGAGGUCGUGGUCAUCAGCGGUCAGAAGGCGAUUUCCGCCGUUGCAGAGCCGGCUAUGACAAGCCAACAAAAAGUACUUGUCCCAAAUCCGCCGGACUUGACUAGUUACUAUGAAGUCUACGAUAAACGGAUUGCUGCACCCAAGCAAUCGUCGCCACCCGAUAACCCGUGGGAGCAGAUGUUUGGAAGCGGCUUCAAUUGCCGGUUCUUAACCAGCCUAAUGCAGACACUAAACCAGCAGGAUCGGGCCAAUUGCUCGGAAGUGUCCAAGCUGUGGCACUUGUGCUCCCGUGACGCUGAAGUAUGGAAAUCAGUUUCGCUUCGCGGCACAAAGGUCAACAAUUGGCCAGCUUUGGUGCGUGAGAUGGCACGCAACGGCACACGCGAACUCGACAUGAUGGGCGCGAUCAUACCCACUAGCGGUACCCUCGUCGCUGGGGACAUGCGCGUGCUGACGGAUAUGCGCUCGGUGCGCACCGAUCAUACGAUCAUACGAAAGCUGACUUCCUGCACCAGAUCUUCCGUAGCUUGCCUCAACUUGAGAAGCUGA